Molecule: messenger RNA, 369 nt
Organism: Trichoderma harzianum CBS 226.95
Lineage: Eukaryota; Fungi; Ascomycota; Sordariomycetes; Hypocreales; Hypocreaceae
Exons: 1
Coding region: 74-295 (73 amino acids)
Source: RefSeq, a predicted model, not a curated record
GGCUUACCGUAACGCAGGCUCUUACAUACCAGCAAGGUCUUGGCAUAGGUUUGGAUCAAGUUUACGUUCUGAAAUGUAUCAGUCAAGCCCUGUCAUUGCGUGCUUUUGUCCUUUUUAUUUUGCUUAUCUAGCCAACUUGAAGCUCAUUACUUAUAUCCGUAUGCUAGCGGAUAUCGACAGCUGCCCCACAAAGCGAGCAAGCAGUGACUUAUCAUCACAAUACAUACCUGUAACUCUCACUAUAUAUCACUCUAAAGCAUCAUUUACAAAGAGCAACAUGAUUUCAGUUAAUUGAAAUGGCGCUCCUGUACGUUCACAUGGCCCAGGAUGAUUAAAUGCUCAAGCAUUCAUCUUACCGUGUCUACCUUA